AUUUGAAAUAAAUUAGUUUAAUAAGAUAAAUAAAGUGUGACGAUCGUGCCCAACAAGAUGAAUUGAUCGUGACACGAAUUUAAUAAAGUCUUCAAUAUUGAAACCCCCACAACUUACGGGCGAUGAUGACUGAGUCAACAUGUGAAAAUCACUUAGGUGAAGAGUCAAAGCUUUGGUUCAUUUGGUUUACAACUUUGGUAACUAAAAUGAAAGAGUUCAGUUACAUUCAAUAUUCAAUCAUAUAUUUCUCAAUUUAUUCAUUUUAAAUUCAAAUUAGUAUUUCAUUUUUAGUUUUUUAAAGAAAGAUGCAAAUCAAUUUUAAUUUAUGAUUGAUUCUUUUUGGACUUUUGUAAACAGAACAAUAUCUUUUCAUAACCGAAUUGGUACCUUUUAAUAUAAAAAAUAGGAACUACUUAUAAUUUAAUAGUAGUUGGUUUGUGAUGUUUUCAUUUUUUAUUUGAAUUCAAUUUUUAAUCAAAUACGAUUCAAUUUUUAAUCAAAAGUGCCAAUGAUUUUUUAAUAAAAAUCAAAUUUGUGUUCAUUAAAAAGAUAAAAACUCGUCCUCUACUUUUUAAAUCACAGAUUCUAAGAAAGUACCAAAACUAAAGUAACUCUUUUAAACCAAAUUUGUCUUUUUUUUUAAAUACUGGCGGUAAAUCGAUUCGGUAAUAAAAAUUCUGUUACCAUUUUCCUUUAUUUAAGUUUAUACAGAACGCAUAGUACACACCCACAGAGAGACAAAUCAAAGAGAUCGAUCAUUGUGCAGAGAGACAUGGUGUUCCGCGGCGACACGGUGAUGUCCGUAGCCCAUGUAUCGGCGGAGAUGUUUCAGCGUUUACGGUGGAUCCCGCCAUCCGAUCGAAUCAGAAGCGGCGAGAUGUUGCAGCUCGUCUGCUGUUUUCCGCUUCAACAGUUAGGUCGGUUCAUGUUAGUGUUCUGGAAUUAUAUAUGUGUUCCACCUCCAGAGAUUCUUUAUUUUGAUGAUGAUCUUGAUAACGAUGAUGUUUAUGGAUCAUCUUCUUCGUCUUCCAUUGCUAAUCAUCAUAACUACUAUCAUCUUCGUUUGGAGUGACCAAAAAUUUUCAUAUUUUCUGAUUUUUUUUACUUGUAAAAUGUUUUCUUUUUUCCCCCUUUUUUGUAUAGAAAAAAAAUCUUUGUGGUGUUUUCUUUCGUGGGAUUGUUGGAUAAAUUGGAGUAUGUUUCUCAAUCCUUGUUUACAGAAA
Messenger RNA from Brassica rapa (field mustard), 1223 nucleotides. RefSeq lists its product as uncharacterized. The record is from RefSeq and is a predicted model, not a curated record. NCBI's taxonomy places the organism in Eukaryota, Viridiplantae, Streptophyta, Magnoliopsida, Brassicales, Brassicaceae.